AUGCUGCCCUGGACGGCGCUCGGCCUGGCGCUGGGCCUGGCGCUGGCGCGGGGCGGCGCGGAGCGCGCGCCCCAGGCAGCCGCCCCCCAGGGGGACCUGCUCUUUCUGCUGGACAGCUCGGCCAGCGUGACUCACUAUGAGUUCUCCCGGGUCCGGGAGUUCCUGGGCCAGCUGGCGGCCCCCCUGCCCCUGGGCCCCGGGGCCGUGCGCGCCAGCCUGGUGCACGUCAGCAGCCGGCCCCACUCGGAGUUCCCCUUCGACCGGCACGGCUCGGGGGCCGCCGUCCAGGACGCCAUCCUCGCCGCCGCCCAGCGCAUGGGCAACACCAACACGGGCCUGGCGCUGGCGUACGCCAAGGAGCAGCUGUUCGCCGAGGCCGCGGGGGCCCGGCCCGGCGUGCCCAAGGUGCUGGUGUGGGUGACGGACGGCGGCUCCAGCGACCCCGUGGGGCCCCCCAUGCAGGAGCUGAAGGACCAGGGUGUCACCGUCUUCAUCGUCAGCACCGGCCGCGGCAGCCGCCUGGAGCUGUCGGCCGCCGCCUCGGCGCCCGCCGAGCGGCACCUGCACUUCGUGGACGUGGACGACCUGCCCAUCAUCGCCAGCGAGCUGCGGGGCGCCAUCCUCGACGCCAUGCAGCCCGGGCAGCAGCAGCCGCAGCUCCGCGCCUCGGAGGUCACGUCCAGCGGCUUCCGCGUGGCCUGGCCGCCGCUGCUGACCGCGGCCUCGGGCCACUACGUGCUGGAGGUGGCCCCCGCCGCCCAGCCCGCCGCCGCGCGCCGCCAGCAGCUGCCGGGCAGCGCCACGAGCUGGGCCUGGGCCGGCCUCGCCCCCGACACCGACUACCGCGUGGCACUGCGGCCCGAGCCCCACCUGCCGCCCGCCGCGCCGCUGCUCCUGCACGUGCGCACGCUGCCCGAGGAGCCCGCAGAGGAGGCCGCAGAGGAGGCCGGGCCGGAGCGCCUCGUGGUGUCGCACGUGCGGCCGCACAGCCUGCGGGUGAGCUGGGCGCCGGCGGGCGCGCCCGGCUACCACGUGCAGGCGGGGCCGCUGCGGGGCGGCGCGGCGCAGCGCGUGGAGGUGCCCGCGGGCCGCAACAGCACGGCCCUGCGCGGCCUGGCGCCCGGCACCGCCUACCUGCUCACCGUGACGGCCGCCUUCCGCUCCGGCCGCGAGAGGGCGCUGUCCGCCACGGCCUGCACCCCCGAGGCCGAGCGCGCCCGCGCCCCGCGCCCCCCGCCGCCGCCGGGGCCCGGGGCCCGGGGGCCGUGA
This is a messenger RNA of Pipistrellus nathusii (Nathusius's pipistrelle), 1269 nucleotides long. NCBI's taxonomy places the organism in Eukaryota, Metazoa, Chordata, Mammalia, Chiroptera, Vespertilionidae. The record is from the annotation of a GenBank genome assembly.